AUGAACCCAGUGUGUGCUCUGCUCUGGUUCAGGACCACACCGGACAUGGCGGCCAUGCACUGGGAGGCCCGCAGGAGGCAGAGCGCCCUGGAGCGGAGAGAGGCGCACAAGCAGCAGCUGCUCCAGGAGGACAGGGCCCCGGCUGGCCCCCACCCAGAGACAGAGGCCGGCCCUUCAGUGAACGCAGAGGAGCAGUGUCCUCACUGUAAGAGCACUCUGACCACGACCGUGACCGGCAAGGUGCCCAACCGCUACUCUGUGAGUACUACUGCUUAG
Molecule: messenger RNA, 276 nt
Organism: Knipowitschia caucasica
Lineage: Eukaryota; Metazoa; Chordata; Actinopteri; Gobiiformes; Gobiidae
Source: the annotation of a GenBank genome assembly